AUGUCCUCUAAUAUCAAAUAUCCAACAAUACGUCGUGAUCCAACUGUUUCGGAUAUAUAUGGUGAUAAAUCUUCAUCACCUAUUACAGUUAAUGAUCCAUAUCGUUGGCUUGAAGAUCCUGAUUCAGAAGAAACAACUAAUUUUGUUGCAGAACAAAAUGUCAUUAGUCAAGCUUAUUUAAAUAAUAUUUCUUAUCGGACACAGUUUUUCGAACAUCUCAAAGAAGUAUUUAACAUUCCAAAAUUUUCAUGUCCAUCAAAACAACCGAAUGGAAAAUAUUAUUAUUUUAUGAACACAGGUCUUCAACAUCAAGAUGUCUAUUAUGAAUUAGAUUCAUUAUCAAAAUCAACUGAGCAAGCGCAAGUUUUAAUUGAUCCAAAUACAUUCUCCGAAGAUGGAACUGUAGCCAUACAAUCAAUUAAUUUUUCAUACGAUGGUAAAACUUUGUGCUAUAGUGUGUCUGAUGCUGGCUCAGAUUGGUCGACAAUUUACUUCAUGGAUGUUGCAACUCGUAAUAAAUUAAAUGAUGUUAUUAUUCGAACAAAAUUCUCAUCGUUACGUUGGACAACAGAUAAUCAAGGAAUAUUUUAUUCGACAUAUGCUGGUGCUCUUGAUAAUGUCACAUCGAACAAAGAUUCAAGUCAUUCGACAGAAAAUAAAAGCAAAAUUGCAGAAGAUAAAGAUAUACAGAAGAAGGAAGAAGCAGCAAAUGAAGUGGUACCAACCACUAUUGAAGUAACUCGCACUGAUAUUCAAGAAGUUUAUUUUCAUCGACUCGGAACACCUCGUUCAGCUGAUAUUUGUCUUGCUCGUUGUACAGAUGAUCUCAACGAACACUUCUUUUCAGUUGAAACAUCUGAUGAUGGUCAAUAUUUAAUUGCUAAUAUAAGCAUAGGAACUUUAAGAGAAAAUAAGAUUUGGUUCCUUCCAUUAUCAAAAUUGUCGGAUUCAAUCGUGGAAAAACCUAAUUGGACAAAAUUAAUCGAUCAUAUGGAUUUCGUUUAUGAUUUUGUAACAUCUCAAGAUGAUUUGCUUUAUUUCAAAACAAAUGAUCAAGCUGAAAAUUUUCGUCUCAUUUCAAUGAAUGCAAAAACAAAAGAAAUAAAAGAGAUAAUUAGUGAAGAUAAAACUAAUUUAUUAGAAGAUAUAACACGUGUUUAUGACAAAUAUUUUCUUGUUAGAUAUCUUUCACAUGUUAAAUCAGUUCUCUAUUUAUUUGAAAUGAAAAGUGGACGACAAUUACGUAAAUUUGAUCUACCCAUUGGAACUAUAUCUAUUUGGGGUGAUCAACAUGAAUCAGAAAUAUUUAUUCGUCUCGAAUCAUUUCUUUCUCCGACAACAAUUUAUUCAUGUGAUCUUGCUCAAUCAGUUGAUGCUUCAUUGACAAUUUUUAAGCGAAUUGAAUUUGCUGGGCUUGAUCUUAAUACAUUAACUACUGAACAGGUUUUCGUUGAUUCAAAUGGAUUAGAUCCAUCGAAUCCAGUUAAAGUACCCAUGUUUUUAGUUCAUAGAAAAGAUUUAAAAAAAGAUGGUCAAAAUCCAACACAUAUAUAUGCUUAUGGUGGAUUUUCAACUGCUAUGAAACCUUUCUUUUCAAUUGCUUCACUUCUUUGGAUUCAUCAUUUUCAUGGAGUUUUUGUUGUAGCUAAUGUUCGCGGUGGAGCAGAAUAUGGUGAAGUAUGGCAUAAAGAUGGCUACAAAUCUAAAAAAAUGAAUACUUACCUUGACUUGUGUGCUUGCGCUGAAUGGCUUGUUUCAAAUAAAUAUACUCAAACAGACAAACUAUCAAUGGCAGGUGGAAGUAAUGGUGGAUUAACCGUUGCAGCUUGUGCUAAUAUGCGACCAGAUUUAUUUGCUUGUACUGUAGUACAAGUUGGUGUCCUCGAUUUAUAUCGAUAUCAUAAAUUUACCAUUGGAUAUUAUUGGUGUGGUGAAUAUGGAAAUCCUGAUUUACCUGCAGAAUUCGAAUGGGUUAAAACAAUAUCACCAUUGCAUAAUAUUCCAAUGAAUCCAACAACAUUUCCAGCAAUUCUUGUAACAACAGCUGAUCAUGAUGAUCGUGUUGUACCAGCUCAUUCAUUUAAAUAUAUAUCCCAAUUACAAUAUCAAUUAGGUGAAACAAUGAAUCGUUUAGGUCGUCCAUUAAUUUCAAGAAUUGAUGUUCGAGCUGGACAUGGUGCAGGAAAGCCGACAAUCAAACGAAUUGAAGAAUUAUCUGAUAUGUAUUCGUUCGUUUCUUACGCAUUGGGUGCUCAAUGGCAUGAUUGA
Rotaria socialis is the source of this 2268-nucleotide messenger RNA. NCBI's taxonomy places the organism in Eukaryota, Metazoa, Rotifera, Eurotatoria, Philodinida, Philodinidae. The record is from the annotation of a GenBank genome assembly.